Aspergillus saccharolyticus JOP 1030-1 is the source of this 879-nucleotide messenger RNA. RefSeq lists its product as uncharacterized. The transcript has a single exon. The coding region runs from base 160 to 654 and encodes 164 amino acids. The record is from RefSeq and is a predicted model, not a curated record. NCBI's taxonomy places the organism in Eukaryota, Fungi, Ascomycota, Eurotiomycetes, Eurotiales, Aspergillaceae.
GGGUGCCAAUACUUUUCCUUCCAUGCCUCUGGUAUCUGAUGCGCACCCAUUAAGGAUUAGCAGGGUUUAAAAUUCAAAUUCAUUGAAGGAAGCCGCUUAUCGACCUUCGAUCAACGCCAGAGCUCCUAUAUGUAUAUGUAAGGGGAUAAUUUACGGUAGAUGGACUGCAAACUGUUUAAAAAAAGGCGUAGAAGAGAAAUCAGGCACAGCAGAGGAACGAAGAUGAGGUUUGAAGAGAAAGGUCUCGAAAAGACAGCAAGGAAAAAGAGGUAUCCGGCAAGCUUGGCACAAAAAAAAAAAAUAAGAAAACGCCGAAGAGUCCAAAAAAGUCUUGUACAAAAGAAAAAUAUUGCGCGAAGGUAUUCAGCAACGGACGAGGAUAGGCAGUAUAUGCAAAGCAACGACUUUGAACGAAUGGCUUGGAGCAAACGAGUCAAGGGGAAAAAUGAUGGCAGAGAAUCAAAAGCGGCUCUAAGAACAUUUGGUAUCACUGAAAGAAGAGUAUCAAGAAGACGGACGGGACGAGCUCAUAAUGCAUGUGCAGUAUACAAGAAUCGGAGAAUCGGAUGGCGGGCCAUGGGCAAGAGUGGCUGCGUGAUUCUCAGCAUGACUUAUGAAGUAUCAGGCUCGUGUUUGGGAAAGCCACUUUUCUGAGGACUAAAUCAACGCGCUCACUCUCGCUAAUGCAAUAUCAUAUGAAUAGUAAACCUGCACUUAUGUGGGGAGUCCUUCAUAAUAAUCAUGAAGAGGAACGCUCAUUGGGGGUUGGUGCGGCGGCGCCGACCGCGGUUGCUUCCUUCCGGCCUCUGAGCCAGGACCUGCCUGAGGGCCGGGUCAUCCUUAUUCUUAUCAACAUGAUGGACUCGGACAUGCCUGUUG